Molecule: messenger RNA, 3528 nt
Organism: Onychomys torridus (southern grasshopper mouse)
Lineage: Eukaryota; Metazoa; Chordata; Mammalia; Rodentia; Cricetidae
Gene: Ttc7b
Product: tetratricopeptide repeat domain 7B
Exons: 22
Coding region: 135-2741 (868 amino acids)
Biological process (GO): protein localization to plasma membrane; phosphatidylinositol phosphate biosynthetic process
Cellular component (GO): plasma membrane
Molecular function (GO): protein binding
Source: RefSeq, a predicted model, not a curated record
GGCGUUCCCGUUACGCCGCCGAGCCGGGAGCCGGAGCCCGAGCCCGCGGCCGCAGCGGGAAGCGGCGCGGGGCCCGGCGGCGGCGGCGGGGCCUGCGGGGCCUGCGGGCGCGCGCCGGGCCGGCCAGGGCGGCCAUGGCGACCAGGAAGGCGGGCUCGCGGCUGGAGACGGAGAUCGAGCGCUGCCGCACCGAGUGCCAGUGGGAACGGAUCCCCGAGCUCGUCAAGCAGCUGUCGGCCAAGCUCAUCGCCAACGAUGAUAUGGCUGAACUUCUCCUGGGGGAGUCGAAGCUGGAGCAGCACUUGAAGGAGAAGCCCCUGCGGCAGGGAGCCAGUCCCAGGGGUCCCAGACCCCAGCUGACUGAAGUGCGCAAGCAUCUGACCGCUGCCCUGGACCGAGGGAACCUCAAGUCAGAAUUCCUACAAGAGUCCAAUCUGAUCAUGGCCAAGUUGAAUUAUGUGGAAGGAGAUUAUAAAGAAGCCCUGAAUAUCUAUGCCCGGGUGGGCCUCGAUGACUUGCCACUGACGGCCGUACCUCCCUACAGGUUGCGGAUGAUCGCGGAGGCCUAUGCUACCAAAGGACUUUGUUUAGAGAAGCUGCCUGUCUCAUCCUCUACCAGUAAUCUCCAUGUGGACCGGGAACAGGAUGUCAUCACCUGCUAUGAGAAAGCUGGGGACAUCGCACUCCUGUAUCUCCAGGAGAUAGAAAGGGUGUUACUAACUAAUAUUCAGAACAGAAGCCCUAAGCCUGGCCCUGCUCCCCACGAUCAAGAACUAGGUUUUUUCCUAGAAACAGGACUUCAGAGAGCCCAUGUCCUCUAUUUCAAAAAUGGGAUAGAUGUGCAUGAAGACCAACAGAACUUGACGAGAGGAGUUGGGAGAUUUCGGGAGCUUCUCAGAGCAGUGGAAACAAGGACAACACAGAACCUUCGAAUGACAAUAGCCAGGCAGUUGGCAGAAAUCUUAUUACGGGGCAUGUGUGAGCAGAGCUACUGGAACCCCCUGGAGGAUCCCCCCGGCCAGUCACCCCUGGAUGACCCUCUCCGGAAAGGAGCAAACACCAAAACCUACACACUCCCUCGCAGGGCCCGUGUCUACUCAGGAGAGAACAUUUUUUGUCCUCAAGAAAAUACUGAAGAGGCACUGCUGUUACUGCUCAUUAGUGAAUCUAUGGCCAACCGAGAUGCUGUGCUGAGCAGGAUUCCUGAGCACAAGAGUGACCGCCUCAUCAGCCUGCAAAGCGCGUCUGUGGUCUAUGAUUUACUGACCAUUGCUCUCGGAAGAAGAGGCCAGUAUGAGAUGCUGUCAGAGUGCUUAGAAAGAGCCAUGAAGUUCGCCUUUGAGGAGUUCCACCUCUGGUACCAGUUUGCUCUGUCUCUGAUGGCUGCUGGAAAGUCUGCCCGCGCUGUGAAGGUGCUGAAGGAAUGCAUCCGGCUAAAGCCAGAUGAUGCCACCAUCCCACUCCUGGCAGCCAAGCUCUGUGUGGGUUCCCUUCACUGGUUGGAAGAGGCUGAGAAGUUUGCCAAAACUGUCGUUGAUGUGGGAGAGAAAACAUCAGAAUUCAAGGCCAAAGGCUACCUGGCUCUGGGGCUCACGUAUAGUCUGCAAGCCACUGAUGCUUCCUUGCGAGGGAUGCAGGAGGUCCUGCAGAGGAAGGCGCUUCUUGCAUUUCAGAGGGCCCAUAGCCUGUCACCUACAGAUCACCAAGCAGCUUUCUACCUGGCUCUGCAGCUCGCCAUCUCCAGACAGAUUCCAGAAGCUCUAGGGUAUGUCCGUCAAGCUCUUCAACUCCAAGGUGAUGAUGCCAACUCCCUGCACCUCCUUGCUCUCCUGUUGUCGGCCCAGAAGCAUUACCACGACGCCCUCAACAUCAUCGACAUGGCCCUAAGUGAAUACCCAGAAAAUUUUAUACUACUGUUUUCCAAGGUGAAGUUGGAGUCACUCUGCCGGGGCCCAGAUGAGGCGCUGCUCACCUGUAAGCACAUGUUACAGAUAUGGAAAUCCUGCUACAACCUCACCAAUCCCAGUGACUCUGGACGUGGGAGCAGCCUCUUAGAUAGAACCAUCGCGGACAGACGACAGCUUAAUACAAUCACAUUGCCAGACUUCAGUGAUCCUGAGACAGGCAACUCUCCAGAAGCACACUUUCAUGGCUUCCCCUCCCUCUUUUCAGUUAGCUCUGUCCAUGCCACAUCAGUAGCAGCCUCAAGAGUGGAGCAAGCCUUGUCAGAAGUGGCCUCGUCUCUGCAGAGCAGUGCCCCCAAGCAGGGCCCACUGCAUCCCUGGAUGACACUGGCACAGAUCUGGCUCCAUGCAGCUGAGGUCUACAUUGGCAUUGGAAAGCCUGCUGAAGCCACAGCCUGUACCCAAGAAGCUGCCAACCUCUUCCCGAUGUCCCACAAUGUGCUAUACAUGCGGGGCCAGGUUGCUGAGCUUCGGGGAAACUUCGAUGAGGCCCGGAGAUGGUAUGAAGAAGCCUUAUCCAUCAGCCCCACCCAUGUGAAGAGCAUGCAACGACUGGCUCUGGUCCUUCACCAGCUGGGCCGCUACAGUCUAGCUGAGAAGAUCCUCCGGGAUGCAGUGCAGGUGAACUCAACAGCCCACGAGGUCUGGAACGGGCUGGGUGAGGUCCUCCAAGCUCAGGGCAACGACGCAGCAGCCACUGAGUGCUUCCUGACGGCCUUGGAGCUGGAGGCCAGCAGCCCUGCUGUACCUUUCACUGUCAUCCCCCGAGUGCUCUGAGAGGGCCACCCACCUCACCUGCCACCCAGGCCCAGGAUGCUCCGUCCAGGCUGUCAGGGGCCAUCCUCUCACCCAGUGGAUGGAUCUGCAGUACCGAGGCCCUGGAUGGAUGUUUGACCACGGAGGAAUAACCACGCCAACCCUGAAUCAUCGCUCACCCCUCUUGCAUUCAUUCAUUCUUGUUUUUGCCAGAUCCAUGAUCAUUUUCUGAAUCUACUGAUGUCAUUCAGAGUGGAUUAUGUGCCAUAUUCCGUUAUUGUCACCUGGGUCUGAAGUAAGAUGAUUAUGGACUUAAUCAGCGAAUGUAGAAGAAUCUGUUCCAGGGUCAACUUCAGUGGCAGGACAGAUUAUUUUUAUCAGUGCUGUAAUGAAAGCGACUGCCCUGUCCUCUGUCCCCUCCGCCAUCUCUCCCGCCCCUCCCUUGUCCCCAAACCAAAUGUGAAUUUUCUGUUUCCCACCCACUCGUCCAUGCCAGGACACCGGCCGACACGCCUCGGUUCCUUGUCAGCAGUUGUACCAUGUGGUGAAUUACUGUUCCUCUACCGUUCUCCUAGAGCAAAGCUUGAGUCUAAGAAUAUUUAUAUUUUACCAAUAUAUGGCUGUUACAAGAGAAGGAAAUAUGAGUUAUUUAAGUUUAACUUUUUUAUGUGAAUUCAGAGUUUAUUUAUCGAUGGAAAUAUGUACAAAGAAGCUUCAAAUGGAAUAUUUACUGACAUUCCUUAUACAUGACAGACACUUGGCUAAACAGGAAGAUGAUGUUAAUAAAAAAAAAUGAUUUUUAAAUGGA